ACCAAAAUCCAUAUCUGGAAAAUGACAAAGUAAUUUUUCGUACGGUGAUUUUUAGUACACUGACAGUAUAUUUAUGUGGUCAAGAUAUGGGCAUACUGGGUGACAGAAAUGCUGCGUGCCACAUGCCGAAUUACACUAAGCUUAACAACUAGGAAGCAGUUUACAAAAAGCAUUAAAAUGGCUGCACUGCAACAAAUUAUUGCAAAUAACGAACGUGCCCAGAGUCUGGUUGACUCCCUCGAAGGAGAGUUAGUGGCAAUACAAAACGAACUCAUAGAACGUAAGAAAAAAGAAUUGAUCGACGAAAACGCCAAACUGACCAAGGAAUUGGAAGAAGCUUUAACUCAACUGCGAAGCCUUGAAAUACGCAAUGGCAAAAAACAAAUUGCAGUUCCCGGCAGCCGUGGCAUGUGCACUAAAGCAAACAAUACAACUCCAAACGCCGAAGCCGUUACCCUGCAAACCGCUGUAAAACCAUCAGCGGCAGCAGCAGCACCUAAGGAGAAAAAGGUCAAGGAAAAGAAACCAGCGGGUGAGAAGCCAGCUCCCGUAGCCGAAGCUCCCAUUGAUGUUGGUCGCUUGGAUAUGCGAGUGGGCAGAAUUGUGGAAGUGGGGCGUCAUCCGGAUGCGGAUAGUUUGUAUCUGGAGAAGAUCGAUUGUGGGGAGGCAACGGCACGCACAGUUGUCUCAGGACUUGUAAAAUUCGUGCCCAUCGAGGAAAUGCAGAAUCGUCUGGUGGUUGUGCUUUGCAACCUGAAGCCAGCCAAGAUGCGUGGCGUUGUGUCCGAAGCCAUGGUAAUGUGUGCGUCAUCUGCCGACAAAGUUGAAGUGCUCAGUCCUCCAGCCGGCGCUGUUCCCGGUGAUUUGGUGCAUUGCGAGGGAUACACACGUCAACCAGAUGCACAGUUGAAUCCUAAGAAAAAGAUAUUUGAGACCUGUGCACCUGAUUUGAUGACGAAUGGUGACCUAGUGGCCUGCUACAAAGGAUCAGCUUUGCAUGUGCCAGGCAAGGGCAAUCUGCUGUCGCAGACGUUAAAGAAUGUGAAUGUUAAAUAGAUCAAGUUGCACACUCAAUUCCGAUCCUUGAUUUGUUUAAUAAAUAAGUUUUGGUUUGCA
Molecule: messenger RNA, 1116 nt
Organism: Drosophila sulfurigaster albostrigata
Lineage: Eukaryota; Metazoa; Arthropoda; Insecta; Diptera; Drosophilidae
Gene: AIMP1
Product: aminoacyl tRNA synthase complex-interacting multifunctional protein 1
Exons: 2
Coding region: 109-1056 (315 amino acids)
Molecular function (GO): tRNA binding
Source: RefSeq, a predicted model, not a curated record